AUGCCGAGCCCUUCUCUCGUCGUCGCGCUCGCCGCGUCCAGCGCGGUCGCGGGGUACGCCACCGCCGCGCUCGCGCGGCGCGGCGACGACCGACGCGGCGCGCGUCCGUCGCGCGCGCCGUCGUCGUCCGGAUUAAAACCUCAUCGUCGUCGUCAUCAUCAUCAUCUCGCGCGCGCGACGACGCCGGAGCUGGACGCCCUGCGCGCGGCGACGCCUCCCGCGUGGCACGAGGACGGCUCCCCGGAGGAGCGCGUCGCGCAGCUCGGCCUGGAGCUCGACGGGCGCGUCGCGACAAACCCCGCGGGGGUGUUCUACCCCGUCGUCCUCGUCGGCGACCUCGCGUACGUCAGGCGCGUUCUAGCUAGUAUCCCACACUGGUCCCCGUACGACCGCGUCGGCGUGGAUCCCUCGCUUUCAAUCCCCGCCCUCGAUGCCUUUCAACGACUCCAACUGACGCCUUUCAACUCCACCCCGACGUUCGCUUGUAUGGAACGACCCCGCAGCGGCCAGGUCCCUCGAAACGCGGACGGAAGCCUCGUCGUGGGCAAGUGCGGCUCCGACGACUUCACGGACGACGAAGCCGUGGAGGCGGCGCGCGUCGUCGGGCUCACGAUGCUCGCGACGAUGCGGCAGCAGUUCGGCAGCCUUGACGUCAUCGCCAGGGUGGUCAAGGUGAACGGGUUCGUCAACUGCACCUCAGGCGCGUUCUAUAAGAUAGUAUCGGACUGGUCCCCAUACGACCGCGUCGGCGAGGUGGACGCCUACACGAAACAACCCGCGGUGGUGAACGGCCUCGCCAACUUGUUCAUCGACGUGUUCGGGCCCGCGGGAAAGAGCUCGAGGAGCGCCGUGGGGUGCGCGGGGUUGCCAUUGGGGAUCCCGGUCGAGGCGGAGGCGAUCGUGGAGCUGAAGAAGUGA
This is a messenger RNA of Micromonas pusilla CCMP1545, 918 nucleotides long. RefSeq lists its product as uncharacterized. The record is from RefSeq and is a predicted model, not a curated record. The transcript has 3 exons. NCBI's taxonomy places the organism in Eukaryota, Viridiplantae, Chlorophyta, Mamiellophyceae, Mamiellales, Mamiellaceae. The coding region runs from base 1 to 918 and encodes 305 amino acids.